AUAACUCAGUGAUUUCCCAUGUGACUUAAAUUACAAGCAAAAUACCUUAUAGUAUACUUCAGUUACCAUUUAGUUGGUUGAAUAACUAGUAAUUAUUGAAGUGAAUGCCGGAGUAAAGAUGAUACCAAAAUUAGCGUUUUGUUUCUUGUUUACAGUGAUUGCUGCAAAACCAUCUUUGGAUUCCUCAGAAAAUCCCAAACAUAACAAAGCCAUCCAGAGUUUGGAAGCUCUUGACAAAGUGCUUAAAGUGUUUGUUGACCAUUCAACAUCCAUCCAGGAAUUAGCAGCAGCUAAGUCAAUGGAGUUGAAACAAUCUUUAGAAACUUUUCCAGAAGAAUGUUCCUUCAAACAUUCCACAGAUAUCGAAAUCAACGAGAGGCUUUUGUUAGCCAAAUACUACAACUGCAGUGUCUCCACUCUUCUGAAGGAUUUUGCCUCCCUUGGAAUUGACUCGGCCACAUACGUCUACGGCAUUUACAAAGAUACAACUGAUAUUGCUGCUGACAUCUUAGCCUGUACUAGUGCUGGGUUCAAUCCCUUCACUUUUAUUGUCUGUAUUGUUAGAGCAGCACGUGUUAUCCCAUCUGACAUCAGUGACAUUAUUUACCAGACUGAAAACUACUCUAGUAUACUACGUGAUUUGCUGCCACAGAUCGAGCAUGGAAUUAAAGCAUGUUUUCAUAAAACAUCAAGUUUUCAUAGUAAAUAUAUUGAAGAUGUGGUUGAGAGAGUAAGAGUGUGUAGUGGUGAAAAUAUAUGAUAGCAUUGAUAAAAAUUCAAUUUCAUAUUACUGAAUUGGCUUUGAUAUCAAUACACUGUAUACAAAAGUAAGAA
Macrosteles quadrilineatus (aster leafhopper) is the source of this 834-nucleotide messenger RNA. RefSeq lists its product as uncharacterized. The transcript has 2 exons. The coding region runs from base 119 to 760 and encodes 213 amino acids. The record is from RefSeq and is a predicted model, not a curated record. Lineage: Eukaryota; Metazoa; Arthropoda; Insecta; Hemiptera; Cicadellidae.